Molecule: messenger RNA, 1092 nt
Organism: Anisakis simplex (herring worm)
Lineage: Eukaryota; Metazoa; Nematoda; Chromadorea; Rhabditida; Anisakidae
Source: the annotation of a GenBank genome assembly
AUGGAAAGCCGACCAGGCGUAAAAAGGGCGCGCGCGGAGGAGGAUCCGCGACUGGACCCCUUCGAGGGUCUUCUUCGGGCACGGGGGGUUGAGGGCAUUCCCUGUGCUAACAUGUUGCAGGUACUUACAGUCCUGCAGAUAAUUCCGGCCACAUGCCGGUUCGAGGAUUAUUGCUGGGCCGCUUGGCACGUAAUGGCGAGACACGCGGGCCCAAUUAACAGAACUCAAAUCGCCCAAAUGAAACUAACGGGAGUAAUUCCCGAGAAACUAAUUGACGCUUUUUGCCGAGUUAACAGCGUCUUACUAAUUAUUCACCCGCUUAACUCCGGUGCACCCGUCAAAGUGUACGGACGGGCCGGCGAGAAAAUAGUGGAGGCCGCCGAACACCAAGGAACAUACGCCGCCUUUGACAUGCCGACGGCGGCGGCGGCGCCGGCGGAAAGUGCCCCAAAAACGAAAACGAACCCACUACCAACAAUAACCGAAGAGGAGGAAGAUCUGCCCGGGCCUUCAAGCCGGCCAGACUUCCCCCUCCCUAACAUCGUCCUAACAUCGCCCGGCAACCACAACUAUAACAUUAACGAUGACGACUCACUUCAACUAAUCGACUCACCAGCGGCAUCAACCUCCUCACCAUCCUCACCACCAACCUCACCCAACUCACCGACUAACUCGCCGACUGGAUGCCGCUAUAACUUCCGUCACCCGCGCCGAGAGGCGACGCCGCUAACACUGCGUAUUAACCCCGAAUUCGAAGCGGCUAACAUAACAUCACUAACAACCCGUCACGCAGCCGAGCUGGCCAAUACGAUCCCGGCGCCAUACAGAGUUACUAACAACAAAGUCUCUCACUGUACGUGGUGCGGGCACACUGUCAUCGUGCCCGAAGGCCUCUCGGCGAGGCAACUAACAAUACACAUGGAGGCACACCGCGCCGAGAGGUGUGUCGCAGCACCCAAAAGGACGAUGGCCGCAAGAAUGGACGUCGCCGAGCGCCUCCAGGAGUUGGGCCGCGACUCGUCGCAUAUCGCCCUGCCUGGAGCAACCUCGGCGACCGAGGGUGCUGAGAGGAAGAGGCGGCGGACGAUCUAA